AUGACCGUGUCGUUCCAGAUGACCGCCGAGGCCGUGCUGCGAUUGGUCAACGACCCGGUCCUCCCCUUCUACCCUCUGGACAUCGCGCUGGACGUCCAGAACAAACUCAAAGGUGACAGCCGCACCCCCCCGGCCCUCCUUGCGGCCGCGUCCUCCCUCAGAGACAGCGCCACCUUCCUGCAGUCGGAGGCCAUGCGGCCCGCCAACGACCCCAAGGAGAGAGAGCCGGCCCACGUGCGCAUGCUGAACGACGUCCUCCGAGACCUGGAGAAGAGCUUCCUGUCCCCGCAGCCCCCUCCUGGGGUGUACAGGAACCUGCUGUACAGCCUUCCAGGGGCGGGCCCUCGCUUCUCCAUCCUGAGGUUCGCCAUGGAAACACCCGGACCGUCCAGCAACCAGGCGGUCGACCAGGCGGUCAACCAGUCUCUGUCCCACAUAACCAGCUCCAUCAUUUAUGCCCAGAGACUCAUCAGCAGCGGCCUCGACCUCUUCGAGAACAACCCCGAUGACACCAUUUGACCUCUGACCCCUGGCCUCCAGGACACCUCAGUUUGACGACAGGUUGUUCUGUGCUGUGCACCUGUGAGCUUGUGGAUGUCAGUGACUCUGGUGCUGGCACAGAAGCCAUUUUCCCCCUGAAAACUAUAUUUAAACAGCAAGAUACAGAAGGCCUUGAAAAGAGACUGCACUUAAAAGUGAUUAGGUCGGACUUCUGGUUGAAUUGACCCUGGUUGCUCAGAGCUCCUAUGGUGGAAAUGGCCUUUGAAACGUUCAUCAUUGGGGGCCGAGCAGCGAAGCUGCGGAGCUACUUAACCCUUGUGUUAUUUUCGGGUCAUUGUGAACCUUCAGUCUUUGUGACCCCCCCACAUGUUGCGACAACUUGACCUCAUACAAAAAGAAAGUGAGCAUUUUUUUUUUACCGUUGGGCUGUUUCACACCCCCCACAGCACGAAGGUAAAAAGAAAAUUGAUUUUAUUUGAUUUUUGAUUGGGUAAAGUUGUGGCAGCACAACAAUGGGUCGCACAAGGCAGCACAAGUGUUGCGUUUCUACGUUUUUUUACUAUUAUUAUUAUACAUCUUUUUCCGCCAUUGGAGUCUAUGGCAGCCAGAGGCGGCUGGUGAAAAUUAUUCUAGGUGGGGCUGUGAAAUAUUCAGUAAAUUCAGUAACCAUCCUAAUACAAUUGAACACAAACUGCAGGUUACAAGUGUUCUGUGAAAUUGUUAUUAUUUAAUUCAUGCACACAACUAUAGGCAAAUGUCCACAUUUGUGGACAAUAAAUAUUAGCAUUACACUCAGUUGAGAAAUAUUGAAAACCACAGACAUCUGGGCACUUGAGCCACUCUCCCUAGAAAUAUUAGGAAACACAACACAACUAUUACCGGUGACCUUUGUGCUUAGCGAUAUUGACUAUUGACUCUGCAAAGGAAACACCCAGACCGUCCAGCAACCAAGCGGUCAAUCAGGUUGUCAACCAGUCUCUGUCCCACAUAACCAGCUCCAUCAUUUAUGCCCAGAGACUCAUCAGCAGCGGCCCCGACCUCUUCGAGAACAACCCCGAUGACACCAUUUGACCCCUGGCCUCCAGGACACCUCAGUUUGACGACAGGUUGUUCUGUGCCGUGCACCUGUGAGCUCGUGGAUGUCAGUGACUCUGGUGCUGGCACAGGAGUCAUUCCCCCCUGAGAGACACAGAAGGCUUUGAAAAGAGACAGCACUUAAAAGUAAUCUGAUGAUAUUAUGCAGACUUCUGUUUGAAUUGACCCUGAUUGCUCGUAGCUCUACUGUGGAGAUGGCCUUUGAAACAUUCAUCAUUUCAUGUGAAACUACAUUUAAACAGCACAGCAAAGAGAGGAUUUGUACUGAGAACACACUUACUGUAAAAGUUAUUUGGAGAUACAAUGCAGACUCCUUUUCGAGGUUGCCUUGCUCCUCUUGAGCGCAUACUGAGGUGACGGCCUUUUUGUGAACAUUCCUAAUUUCGACAUCUUUUUUGAGUAUAGCUCUAUGACUGUCAGAAGGGUUUUGACUUAUUCUGCUGUUCAAAUUCACACGAACCUCAGGGCUAGCCGUGCCAGGCGGACAUUUUGUAAACGGAGGUGAAGUGUUAGAAGAUCAAGGGGUUCUCGCUGAAGAUGUCUUCAGAAAGGGCGCUGCGUCCGUUGUUGUUUUUCUUCCUGAACGAUUAUGGCUUCAGUUUGGAGUUUCAGGCGAUCUUGGAUCUGUUCAGAGGGAAACUUUGGUCCAGAGGUGGAAACCAGAUUGAUUUUGCCUCAAGUGGAAAGUUGCACAAUCUUCCCCCAGAUUGUCAUGCCACAGGUUAGUUUUGGGCUGGAGAUGCGGGUUAAAGACUUAAAUCAUUUGGGAUUGGAUGAUGUCUGACAGAUUUGGGUGAAUUAGCUAGGAGUGUUGCAAGUCAACAACACCUUGACAAACAUGUAGAUAAACACUGAACGGCUAGCUGGAUGUGCUUGCAUGCGCCAUCGUGCAUUCUCUGCAAAACAAGCAAUCAUAUGAUCCGCUCUCAGGUUGGCUGAUCCUAAUACGCUACUCUCUGCACCCAGCGUGCCUGGAGAUUUGAAGCGACCGUCAGGCUAAAGAUAGUUUGUAGAGAUCAGGUGUUCGGUAUCUUUUAGAGUUGAGCAUGAUGAGUAGAUUUGAUUAGAAUAGUUGAGAUAAGACACACUUUGUAAGACGUGGGUUUUCACCUUCAUUUCUAUGGUUUGCUCACGAUUGACUUUGGAUCAGGGUGGGCUCCAGGGGGGGGGGGGGGGGGGCAUUGGGGGGCAAUACCCCCCCAAAUAAAAUGCUGUGUCAAAAAAUAAUGUAUGGCAUUUAUCAAGAUGGCUACACUUUCCUGCAGAAUAUGCAGGUCUGCUCUUAUUUUGACUCUCAUACAUGCUUUGUAAAUGCGUGUCCCCCUUGUGAAAAAAAAUGCCCCCCCCAUUGAAUUUGUUCUAGAGCCGAGUCUGCUUUGGAUAUCCUGCUGUUAUUUGUUUGUCAGCAAGCCGGGUAGUGACUGAGCGGUGAUGCGUGUCGUCAUGCACUUCCACUUCGAGGUUCAACUGAGAUUUGUAGACUUCUUCACUGAGAGAUGUUUGUAUUUGUGCUUCUUUUCUUAGUAGUAUAAGAUAUUGUUGUUCCAUUUACACAUUUGUGAAUUUUCUUGAUACAAAUGUAGGCUUUGCUGUCUCGUGUUUUGGAAUGGAAUUUGAUUGUCGUAUUAGAACACUUUAUUCAGGGAGGGCAAAUUUAUCAAAGCUUUAAAUGAUGUACGUGCCUUUGAUUGUACCUUUAAUAAUGUAAUUGUUUGUACAUGAUAAUAAUACGACUGCACAAGUACAGAAUGUGGGUUUGCAUGAAUACCAAAAACAAAGUGCCCAAUUAUUCUACAAACCCAUUAGCUAAUUUAUUCAGCGAAAAACAAUCAGCUCACAAAGGUGACAGAAAUUAAAACAGCUCUCUUUCAACUCUUCUAUAAACUAUUCAGUUAAUCAGCAUUUAUUAUUGUUUAUGGCAAUCAAAUUGCAUAUACAAUGUGAAAUUACAAAACUUCAUAACAGGAUAUGUUGUGUCCUCUAACUUAUGGAAAAGUUCUUCAAAGCACAGUGGCUUUUUCUAAGAGUAAAACCACGCAAAGCAUGACCCCUUUUCAGAUGAGUGAAGUGCUGGUAGUUAUUUAGCAGCACCGAACCAGACUUUUGUUCCUUUAGAUGAGCUGUGACUCAGUAUGAAGUGUGUUUUGGUUUAUCUCUCUGCUUGCUUAUACUUCCACAAAGACGUUUUGUGAUGUCUUGUACAUACUGUAGGGUUGUUGCGUUCUGGCUACACCAAGUGUAGCAAAAGUUUGGGACUUUAUUUAUUUGAUGUUUUGUACAUCCAUGUUAAUAGCGAGGGACAUGGAGAAUAUUUGAUUUGUAGCACAAGCAUGGUUUAAUAUCUGUCAUUAAUAAUAUGUAAAUUUGCACUACGGCUCAUUUGAUUGUGAGGCAACUUGAGACGCUUUUGAUUUGAAUCACUUAUUUAUGUCAUAAAGUUAAUUUUGGUUAGAAUCAACAUUUGGGUCAAUUUAUCCAAUUCAAUUAGGGAAAUAACACGUUCUGACCCGAUGGGCACAUUUUCUCCGCGUUAAAUAAUUCAUUUCAAUAAUAUAGAAGGGUCAAUUACUUUAAUCAGGAUUUGAAUUGCAUGAGUCUAAUUCUGUGUUACAACUACCCUUCCUCCUGCUAUACAAAGAUAUACCUCAUUUCAAUUUAACACCAUGAACUGACCAGCAGGCCACAGUGUGGUAGACUUCAACAACUGCCUGAGAGGGCCCCCAUGGAUUAAAGAAAAAUGGACACAAAAAAAACAAACAAAAGCAAGUUUCUGUAAUUCAUCUAGUCUGUGUCUGGAAUAUUUUGUAAGUACAACCAAAAAGUAGAUAAUAGAACAGGGAAUUAUUUAUGGCCACAUUUCCAAUGUAUGUCACCCCUAAAGAAAACACGACCUAAAGCAUAGAAAACGAACACAAUUGUUGCACACAAUGUCCUCUUGAACGAUUCAGAUAUGAUUCCUGCAUGUAAUAACGUAUCAUUUUAGACUCCUAACAUAUCCAAAACACAAACGUUUUUUUUUUUUUAUUGAAGAAUAUGACAGCUCGUCAUUGCUCAUCUACAGGUAGCCUAUUUGUAGACCUGAGGCUGGUUCCUUUUUAAUUUAAUUAGAAUUAAAACAUACAUCGUUUUGGUAAAUAGUUAAUGAAAGUAUUGGGUUUCAUUGCAUGCUAGUCUCACAUUACUUUUUGGACUUCCUCCAUUUACCAACAAAACACUGCAUGUUUGUUUUCAAGGAUGCGUUUGCUAUGUUUUUACUCUUUGACAGUAUGACUUAUUAGAAUAAAAUACGAAUAAAACAAAUACAAUAUUUGUUUACA
Messenger RNA from Hypomesus transpacificus, 4913 nucleotides. Its product is annotated as inactive N-acetylated-alpha-linked acidic dipeptidase-like protein 2. The transcript has 3 exons. NCBI's taxonomy places the organism in Eukaryota, Metazoa, Chordata, Actinopteri, Osmeriformes, Osmeridae. The record is from RefSeq and is a predicted model, not a curated record. Bases 1 to 519 code for a protein of 172 amino acids.